Messenger RNA from Talaromyces atroroseus, 1212 nucleotides. RefSeq lists its product as hypothetical. The transcript has a single exon. Lineage: Eukaryota; Fungi; Ascomycota; Eurotiomycetes; Eurotiales; Trichocomaceae. Gene Ontology annotation, cellular component: mitochondrion. Gene Ontology annotation, biological process: biosynthetic process; mitochondrial respiratory chain complex I assembly. Bases 1 to 1212 code for a protein of 403 amino acids. The record is from RefSeq and is a predicted model, not a curated record.
AUGUCAACGACGCUCGUUUUCGAGAUCAUCAGCCCAAUGGCAGGCUUCAACAGUCGGGGCAGCCGACACAGAGAUCAAGUCGGCCCAGAGAUAUUGUGCGGAUCUCGUUCGGUAAUAUUUUCUCCUCUGCCAAUUGAAUCAAUCCAGAGCAAUCACUUAUCAUUUCUUAUCGUCUUAAUCAGAAAGUACGACCGUCCUUCCUAUGUCCUGAGCACCUUCAUCCCCCGACAAGCGCAGGCAUUGUAUCUAGCAUUGCGCGCGUUGAAUAUCUCUCUCUCUAUGAUACCCGAUACAACAUCAUCUUCUACGAUUGGUCUAAUGCGAUUACAAUUCUGGAGGGACACGGUUACCCGCACCCUGUCAGGGUCACCACCCAAGGAACCAGUGGCCAUUCUCCUUGGUGCCGCAAUUGAAGAUCUCAGUAUGCGCACUGGUGGCCGAGCACGGCUCAGCAAAGGCUGGUUCCUUCGUAUGAUAAAUGCUAGAGAGCAGUCUCUGACAAAUACUUCGUUUCCAAACCUGUCCGCCCUGGAAUCUUAUGCUGAGAACACCUAUUCCACAUUGCUUUACUUGACCUUGUCAGCGCUGCCGAUGACCUCGCUCACUGUGGACCAUAUCGCUUCACAUAUAGGAAAAGCUGCAGGUAUAACAGCCGUGCUGCGAGGGUUACCACUCGUGGCGUUUCCACCUCCAGCUAAUCACCACACCAAUCAGUCUUCGCUUUUGAGUUCUAGUGAUCGUGGAGAGGCUAGACAAGGUGCAAUUACCUUACCACUAGAUAUCAUGGCGCAGGCAGGGGUUAUCGAAGAAGAGGUGUUUCGUAAAGGUGCAGAAGCUUCCGGUUUGAAAGAUGCGGUUUUCACAGUUGCUACUCGCGCCUCUGACCACUUAAUCACUGCACGUCAAAUGCUGAAGAACCUGCGCGCUGGUCAAGAUGUUGGCCAUGACUUUGAGCACGAAGGUGAAGAGGGUCACGAGUAUGCGUCCAUUACAAAUAAUCAACCAGCUCAUGAUCAGCUAUCAUCGCCGUAUGAGAAGCAGUUGAACGAGGUGGAACGAGGCUUUGGUGUUUUAAUGCCUGCUAUCCCGACGCAGCUAUGGCUUGACAAGUUGCAGGCGGUUGAUUUUGAUAUUUUCAAUCCUCUUCUUCUUCGUUCUGAUUGGAAGCUUCCUUGGAAGGCUUACCUUGCUCAUCGCAGCAAGUCUUUCUAA